AACAACCACAACAACCACAACAACAACAACAACAACAACAUGACCCAUAACAGCGCGGCCGGCCAUGGGCAACAACAACAUGGAAUGAAUGCAUCACCAGUCAUGCUGAAAUGCAAUCCUUCCGCCUUGCUGAAGACUUCUUCGACACUUGUAAUUUUGGCUUUUAUCAUCGCCAGAUUGAGUGCUGUCGUCAACCCCUGCAAUUGGGCCUCCCGUAAGAUUAAUGCGGUUCCGGUCCCUUGUCUGAUACACGACAGCAUCACAGGGUCUAUCCCUUCCAGAAUCCGUCACAACCAGCGCCACGAGCGCAAGCCUCCUCGUCCUCGUCGUCCCUUGUCAGAAGCAGCCGGCAUCUCCACGCUCCUCCUUUGGUCCUGGAGGGCGAUCAACCUGCCCACCUGUAAUCAAAUUACCAUCCCAUCAACCUCAAACAUUCACUCCACGGCUCAGAUGCAGGGCUGAGAGGCGAAAGGUACGCGCUCAGCGUAGAUAAGUAAAUUACUUCCUCGAACUCUCUUUUCUAUCUUCUUCCGCUCCAUUGCUCUAUCUGGUACCGGCUCUUAGUACAUACUGGGCUCCUGGUGAACCUGUCCACUCCUUUGUACAAACCCACACAUUCUUUAGUCGAGCAUAAACACCACACUCCUUUGUUUCAUAUUCACUCGUCAAUUUGGGCGCCGAGUUCUGGAGGAUCCACUGAUCAGUCUCAAACCAACCCAUCUCUGCCACCUUACGAAAUACCUCACUCGUUAAUCCCUCAACAGGCUCACCACCGAGGCAUCAGCGAUGGGCAGGCCACAUCCUCUGUCAAAGUCGGUGUGGGCCCAGUUGGGGCGUGGCACGAGAGGUCGAGACGCAGAGGAUUCUGGUGCGCCAACUCGUGUAUCAGAAGAUGCACAGGCCACAAACGUCAACCCAAACGCUGCCGCAUUGUUUGAGUUCGAUCAGCAAAACCGAGAUCAGCUUCCCGAAAGGCCUAGCACCUCCGCUGGACCUGCAUCGAGCCUUGCGAAAAGGAGAAACGCUGAGAAGAGAGAAACAAAGGACGACCUUUACUUCAAUCCUCUUGCUGCUCAUGGCGUAGGAACAACUUUCUACAAUUUUCCACUGCCGGGCUCCCGAGGCUCCCUCCCUACUCCUGCCAGCUCGCCAAAGGACCUUCAUCACCCCGCUACUCGUAAACCGCAUGUGACUCGCCCCUCGACCCCCGAGUCUAUUGAAAUAGCGCCCGGAAAUAUGAAUGUCCCACAGGGUGAGAUCGGUAUGGCUCUCGGGAGUCCACAGCAUCCUCCUACAGCAUGGCAACAGAUACCUAUGGAGCGAUAUACCGAAUCGCCAGACCAUAUAGACGACGAGAUGACUAAUUCGGCACCAGCGAGGCAAAAGACAAGCAAGUGGAAGCUACUGGGUGGUCUUUUUGGAGGGAAGAAACAUGAGGCGCAACCGGUUGCAUUUUACCAACUCCAGCCCGAGGCGUCACAACAACCCGUCAACCACGGAUUCGAUUUCGGAGAACCAGCAGCUAGUGAAAAGCCCAAGUCUCGAGGUCGAGGACGUUCGAAUUCCAGUGCUCGCAAAUCAAGGAAGCACAAACCAGAGAUGAGCAGAUCAAAUACCGUACCUCUCCGCCUUGAUCCUGAAAGAUCAGGGAGACAGAAACAGACUGGGACUCCAGAGAUUACUAUUGACGGAGGAAAUGUUAUCUACGAUGGCUUUCAUUCGACCCAGAAAGGUGCUGGACUGCUUGAUGUCGACAUACCUUCAGUUCAGAUGGAGAGAUUUUCGAUUAUGUUCGGCGCAGUCAUUCAGAAACCCCAUUCGCAACCGUCCUCGUUGCUAGCUAGGCGGCAGGCUACACUAGACAAACUCAAGACAGUUAACGAGGCCCUCGCUUCUAAGGAACGCGAAUUAGAGGCCAAAUCCAAGUUGUUAAUGCCCAGACGAGCGACCUCACCAGGGUUCAAGACUCAAAGUCCGGCAUUCUCGCUAUUCCCAAGUACACCUCGAACCAGGGACGCAUCUCCUUCGUCGCGAUCACGACCUUCAGUUACUCUUCAACGAUCCAAUACUUCUCCAGCCGCUCUCUCUCCAUCGCGACCAACUUUCGCGCCUGGAAUCACCAACGAGGAGCAUGCAAAUCUCGUCUCUGCCGACUCACCCACAGUUCCCAUCCGCCAGCACCCCGACAUGUAUAGAGGUCCCCGGGCACUAAGGAAAAAAGAAGAACCAAAAGCGUUCGCAGAACCAGCACCUGAGCCAAACAGAUGGUCACCUGACCAGUCUCAGCUACUACUUGAUUCGUCCAGUGACAACGAGAACGAAAAGGAAGACGAGAUACCUCUCGCCGUGACCGUUCCCAUGAAGCCUAAACUCCCCGAACCAACUUGGCAAAUGGUGAACCCUGCCCACGCUACCAACGAUUCGGUCUCUGGAAGCUCGACGUCUGGAUCCGAUCGUUCAACCUCAACAUCCGCAUCCAGCAUUACCACACCCCUCAGCGCAUCCACGGCCCCCUACCCAGUCAUCAAAUCCCUCCGCGUCAACUCGCCACCUCAAACACGAACAGGAGCCUCCAACAUCGCACAAAAACCAGCAAUGGCCCGCUCAAGGAGCGCCACCACAGUUGCUGCGCCUAGCUCCAUUCCGCGGCGUAAUGCCAGUGCCGCUGUGCAAGUCUCCAGCUCCAAGUCAGAGGAUGAAGUACGUCUUGAGACUGCUGCAGACGUGUCAAUAGCUCGUCAGAUUUCCGUCUCCCGUCAGCAGAGGCACCUGCUCGUACCAAUUAAGACGAGUCUCAAAACAUCAAGUACGGGAACCUCAAGCAAGAAGUAUCUCAAUUCCUCGAAUCCUAGCGGAAGUCCUAUGAAUGACCGUGUGGUUGGUGGCCAGAACUUCCCGGCGCCUGUUAGCGGCAUUGGGGCUAUCGGCAAAGUUUCGAGUCCACUUGGCGCCAUUGCAACAGCCACGAAAGAGGAGCAUGAGCGGGGAAGAGGAAGCCCACAAGUUGAGAGGAUAGUCAGAGGGGAAGCUCCCGCGGAAAGAUUGGUACAAGUUGCGAAACCUAGCACGCCCACACUCGUUGUUGUAGGUGACGGCGUGGGUGGCAAGGAAAUGGCUUGGACUGGAGCAACUGCCAACCUGAACAAGCCGCUGUCGCAUCCACCUGUCGGGUUCUCAGAACGUAGACGACAAAAGGAGGCAACUAGUUCGUAUUCUCACACGAGUCCCAUUGUUGGAGAAAUCCAUGUUGGUCUUGCAGUUUCAAGAGACAGUUCGCCCACACGACAUGCGAGGGACUUAUCGCACAGGAAGAGCGAGAGGGUGGUAUUCGAACGUGUCAGCGUGGCUUCCAAUUGAAUUGUCCCACACCCACGUAUCACAUCCACCGAGUAUUUUUGCUUUCAUAAAUUUGUUUGCCGGCGUUGGAUCAGGGACGACAAUAUAUUCAGAGAAAUUCGAUACUCUGGUAGUAUAUUACGGGAACAUGCAUUAUUGUUUUAUAUUCCAGAAGCGAUGACAGGAUGGGAUGGGUUGUGUCGAUACCUAUGUUUCGGUUCGUGACUCUGCACAUAGCAAUUGAGGAUGGGAUAUAGGACGGAGUAGACUCUUAUGAAAGCAAAAAUUUCAAAAUCUAAGAUUGAAGAACUCUUAGCCCCUGGACGAUGUCUACUCGUCUCCGGAUGCACAUCCAGUUUCCAGAAAUGCUUAUAUGGGAGCAAUUUCUGUGGAUAUUGGGGUCUGGUAGCUCUGAGAACUACCAACUCUAAUCCUGCGCAGACCGACUCUGGAGCCUGGUCGCUUUCUCAGAUCGCCUAUAUAGCUCACUAAACGCUUACUCGGCUGCGGUUGAUGGCUUGUAUAUUUUUACACGAACAUAAUCACGCAGAAGCUUCACAUAAAUGAAGCGAUUUCAACAAGGGAGCUGAUAAGAGGUGACCUCCAAGUUCCAAAUCCCAAGUACAACCUCUAAGGUACUCAAAGCUUGUCAGUCCAGUUAGCGCCACUCCCUUACCUACUUGAUAUUUCCUUCCUUCUACUAUCUACCCGUAGAUACAUAUUUGAAGCUGUUCACGUCCCCGGAUAUGACCUGUGUAACUCGAUUACCUGUUUUGAUCUUGAAUCGAGGGGAGGUAUGAAAUCAUUUGAAUUACAAUAAUUAUUUAAUGUCAAGGGUCAUUUCCGCGCGGUGUUUCUGUUUUGAUAUCGAUGCCUGCAUUAGAGGUCGAGUUUGUGUUGCAAUCCGUCAUCAUGUUCGAUUCAGGUUCUGGGCCGCUUGCCUUCCACUCUAAUUUAAGGAAAUCCUCUAUACCGUUCACUUUCGAGUAGUCAGACCUACACUAAGAGAUGGGGUGGCAAUAAUUUAAGAAUGAGUGACAUACGGAAUACAUGCUUGAUAACUUUCUCCAAUUACUAGGGCAGGAGAUGAGUCUCGAAAACAGGAUUUUCAAAGAGUUAAUACCUAAAUUAUAAGUUCGAC
Molecule: messenger RNA, 4477 nt
Organism: Cadophora gregata
Lineage: Eukaryota; Fungi; Ascomycota; Leotiomycetes; Helotiales; Ploettnerulaceae
Exons: 3
Coding region: 787-3357 (856 amino acids)
Source: RefSeq, a predicted model, not a curated record